Molecule: messenger RNA, 894 nt
Organism: Komagataella phaffii GS115
Lineage: Eukaryota; Fungi; Ascomycota; Pichiomycetes; Pichiales; Pichiaceae
Product: Essential protein involved in nuclear export of Mss4p
Exons: 1
Coding region: 1-894 (297 amino acids)
Cellular component (GO): nucleus
Source: RefSeq, a predicted model, not a curated record
AUGAGCAAAAAAAGAGUACAAGAAGACUCAGAUUCGGAUAUAGAUCUCAGCUCCACUGACGAAGAAUUGGAGCAACCUCAGCUUCAAACCAAUGACGAAGAACCAGAAAUUGUGGACGUGGAUUUUGAUUUUUUUGACUUUAACCCCGAGAUAGACUUUCAUUCAGUCAAAAACUUCAUAAGACAGCUGUUUGGCGAUGAUAACGUGGAUAUCGAAUUGUCAGCACUAACAGACCUUCUUUUAGAAGAAGGUCAUGUUGGAACUACUGUCAAAACGGAUGGAAAGGGCGGUGACCCAUUCUCCAUACUAUCAGUUUUGAACCUCACUAAGAACUUGAAACAAACAGCGGUCUCCAAGUUAGUGGAUUAUAUAUUAGCAAAGACAAGCAAGAGUACUGAAUUCAAUAUCAUGUUGAGACAGUUACUGAAACAAAAUUCCAAGUACAAGACCGGCCUCAUUUUCAGUGAAAGACUGAUCAAUAUGCCUGUGGAAACUGUCCCUCCCAUGUACAAGAUGUUGCUAGAAGAAAUGGAGAAGUCUGAAGACUCUCACGAAGAGUAUGAGCUCGAUUAUUUUAUUGUCGUAUCUAAGGUCUAUCAACUGGUAGCUUCUGAAGCUGACAAAUUGUUGGACGAUUCUAAUAAACGUAAGAAGACCAAGACAGCAGACAGUUCCAAGAAAGAGAUGGAUUAUUUCCAUUAUGAGGACACUGUCUUGGAGAAGAACUCAACCAAUUACGGAUACUUUAACUAUAACCGUAAAGUUCAAGAGUCCGACGCUCGUAGAGUGUUCACUGACUACGGUAUUGAACCAAAAAUGUCAUUGAUUCUACUUACUAAAGCUCAACUCUCUAAAGCUAUCGUGGAAAUGGAACAACAAUUCCCCCCAUUCUAA